CCGUCUUUUGUGUUUAUCUUCGGUCCCUAACAGCCAUCUACAGUGAUUCGUGGAUAGAUGGGUGCUAUGUUUUGAAGUCUAACUGAUUCACAGGCCUGACCGGACUAUGGACUGGCAGGCAUCUUAAAUAUCCAGAAAGCCGAGCACAAAUGCAAAGAUGAACAAAGGCUGGCUGGAGCUCGAGAGCGACCCAGGACUGUUCACUCUGCUGGUGGAGGAUUUUGGUGUCAAAGGCGUUCAAGUGGAGGAGAUAUAUGAUCUUCAAAGCAAGUGUCAAAGCCCCGUCUAUGGCUUCAUCUUCCUCUUCAAGUGGAUUGAGGAACGCCGGUCCAGGAGGAAGGUUUCCACCUUGGUGGAUGAGACUUCUGUCAUCGAUGAAGAAAUUGUCAAUGACAUGUUCUUUGCACAUCAGCUGAUACCAAAUUCCUGCGCCACCCAUGCAUUGCUGAGUGUGCUUCUGAACUGCAGUGGAGUGGAGCUUGGCAACACUCUGAGUCGUAUGAAAGCUUUCACAAAAGGCUUUAGUCCAGAGAGCAAAGGAUAUGCUAUAGGAAAUGCCCCAGAGUUGGCCAAAGCACAUAACAGCCAUGCCAGACCGGAGCCAAGGCACUUGCCAGAGAAACAGAAUGGGAUCAGUGCAGUGCGGACCAUGGAAGCCUUCCACUUUGUCAGCUAUGUGCCCAUCAAAGACCGUCUAUUUGAGCUUGAUGGGCUCAAGGCUUACCCCAUUGACCAUGGGCCUUGGGGAGAGGAGGAAGAAUGGACUGAUAAAGCUCGGCGGGUCAUCAUGGAAAGGAUUGGACUGGCCACUGCUGGUGAGCCAUACCAUGAUAUCCGUUUCAACCUGAUGGCAGUGGUACCUGACCGCAGGAUGAAGUAUGAGUCCAAACUGGAGAUUUUAAAGAGGAAUCGACAGACAGUCCUGGAGGGCCUGCAGCAGCUGAUUCGGCUCACCCAGCCUGAGCUUGUUCAAGACAAGAAGCAGCAGGACUCAUCUUCUCCUGAUGAUACAGCCACUGCUAUCAAGAAAGAAGUUGAUGCGGAGCCAGUUACAUCCCAGGGGGCUCAGCAGGCAUCUUCAGAUCCAGCAGAUGAGUCCGGAGUUCAAUCCCAGACUGCCUCCAGCCCUUCAGGCAGUACCAAGGUCAUGGGCAAGCCACCAAUACCCACUGGAGGAGCUUCCCAGCCUGUCACCAGUCCCAACCCCAUUGUUCAGCGCCUGCCUGCCUUCCUGGACAACCACAACUAUGCCAAAUCCCCCAUGCAGGAAGAAGAGGAUCUUGCUGCUGGAGUUGGUCGCUCUAGGAUACCAGGGCCCCCCCAGCCACCUUACUCUGAUGAUGAGGAUGACUAUGAGGAUGAUGAUGAGGAAGUUCCUGGUUCAGCGGGCACAUCUAACAGGUUUAGACGAAAAUCAAGUCUGCGUUCACGAUCGGGGCGAGUCGGUGGCAUGGAGAGCCAGAUUGCCCUCAGUGUACUGGCUGAGAAGCUAAAGAAGGAGGUCCAAAGGAAGGACGCCCUAAACACACCCCUGUCUGUACGCACAGAGGGCCGUACCGGGGGCAUUUGUAUCACAGCUGCAUCGCAGCCUUCCCCAACGCCCAGCAACGAGAGCACUGAUACAGCUUCUGAGAUCGGCAGUGCCUUCAACUCCCCGUUGCGCUCCCCAGCACGCUCCCAGGCCGCCACCCGCCCGUCCAGUCCGGUUGCCUCCCAUCUCUCUCGUGUGCUGUUUGGAGAAGAUGAGAUGUUGAGGCUAGACUCCAGACACAACCGUGCUGUACGAGAGCUGGGUCCCUUUGUCAGCAUCGCCUUGCUGCACCUGCAGGAGGACGGUGUCAUCUAUGCUCUCCCACCAGCCGUAGAUUCUGCUGCUGAUGGGACUAAACGGCCUUGUACGCCUGAGAAGGUAAAAGACAAAGAGCAAGGGUGCCAUCUAGCAGGAGAAAGGGAAGGGGUGAAGGCGGGGGAUGAGGGGCCUUCAGUGGAGGUGACUGAAGAGGAGAGCAAAGAUGGAGCAGAUGUCAAACCCAGCAAGGAAAAGCUCAGCUCCAUGGAAAUUGUUGGAGCCCAGAAACCCCCUGGGGAGAAGUACUCUCCUAAGGAGUUGCUUGCUCUGCUCAAGUGUGUCGAGGCUGACAUUGCCAAUUAUGAAGUGUUUCUAAAGGAGGAGGUAGAAAAGAGGAAGAAAUAUAAGAUUGACGAUCAAAGGAGGACCCAUAAUUACGACGAGUUCAUCUGCACCUUCAUAUCAAUGCUGGCACAAGAAGGCAUGUUGGCCAGCCUUGUCGAGCAGAACAUUUCAGUGCGUCGUCGGCAGGGAGUGAGCAUUGGUCGCUUGCACAAGCAGAGGAAACCUGAUCGCAGGAAACGCUCUCGACCCUACAAAGCCAAGCGGCAGUGAUUACAAACUGCUUUACAGUCACUGCUGUAAGUCACGUCUGUAAGCACCAAGCAAUCACUGCAGAGAGAGGGAGAGGGAAAAAAUACAUAGCUCCUGAUACUUCAGUCUGAAAAGACUUUAUUCUUGUAUUUUAGUCUGCCUCUUUUUUCGUAAAAUUGACCAUGGAGGUCGUUUCUUUUACCAUGUAUGUAUAUAUGCACUCCUGUUUUUGCCCCAGUGUAAAGUUGCUUCUGUAUGUGCCACUACUAUUUAGGAUUGUAAAUUUUAAAAGUAUUUCACAAGUAAUUUGGAAUGAUCUUUGUUGAUGAGGGAUUUAUUCUCAGAAAGAUUUUUUUCUACGAUCAUUUAUGGUCAUUAGAUAUUUGGUUCAUUUGGUUAUGUUUUUGUUAUAAAUUUCUGUAAAAGCACCUUCGUACUACAGAAUAUACACAGUUUGCUAAUGUGAAAACAAUUCCUGCAUUUGUUGCUCUCAUUUCCAGUCAUUUCAGUUCCAGUAUUUCCACUGUAGGUAAUAUAACACUAGCUCAAGCAUCUUUAAUGACAUUCCUCAGCGGACAGUUUGACCCUCAAGAGGAUGUUGUGUAAUGCUUUACCCUUUGAUAUAUCAACUUUUAUUCAGCAAAAUGUCCUUUCAACUCAAAUAAGCCUGUAAGAAGGCUGUUUGCGUGUACUGUUUUGUAUGACUUCAGCUGUGUGUGUGUGUGUGUGUGUGUGUGUGUGUGUGUGUGUGUGUGUGUGUGUGUGUGUGUAUGUUUAUCGUUUGAGGUCAUGCAAAUGAAUAACAAGCUUUUAUGUUAUUUUCUUACCUGAAAUGGAUCUCAAAAUUGAGUGAAAUUGAGUGUGUGCAGUUGUGUGUUUUGUACAUAUGUAUCUGUUCAUCAGCUUAGCAUCACUUGUGUACAGUGAGCUCAGUUGGUUUUUGUGCUUGCCAAUUGAUACAACAAUAAACUUGAAACCAAG
Messenger RNA from Myripristis murdjan (pinecone soldierfish), 3364 nucleotides. RefSeq names its product BRCA1 associated deubiquitinase 1 (gene bap1). The coding region runs from base 158 to 2404 and encodes 748 amino acids. The transcript has 17 exons. Gene Ontology annotation, cellular component: cytoplasm. The record is from RefSeq and is a predicted model, not a curated record. Gene Ontology annotation, molecular function: cysteine-type deubiquitinase activity. Gene Ontology annotation, biological process: protein deubiquitination; ubiquitin-dependent protein catabolic process. Lineage: Eukaryota; Metazoa; Chordata; Actinopteri; Holocentriformes; Holocentridae.